AUGGAACAACCUGCACAUUAUGCGCACAUCGAAGAGGAACCUGAUGGGAAACCAUGGUACUAUGAUAUUAAAAGGUACUUUGAAUCUGGAAUAUAUCCUGAAGAGGCCAACAACAAUCAGAAGAAGACAAUUCGGCGUUUAGCAAAGAAUUAUUUUCCAAGUAGGGAAAUCCUUUUUAGGAGGACUCCAGACUUAGGACUCUUAAGAUCUGUCAAUGCCGAGAAAGCCACAAAAUUAAUAAAAAAAGUACACGCCGGAGCCUGCGGGACCCACAUAAAUGGGUUUUACCUUGCUAUAAAGAUCCUGAGAACUGGUUACUUCUGGAUGACUAUGGAAAACAAUUGUAGCAAGUAUGUGCAGAAGUUCCUGAAAAGCAAGAUACACGGAGAUUCAGUUCAAAUGCCUCCAUAUGAUCUUUAUGCGAUGAGUUCACCUUGGCCUUUCGUAGCUUGGGAAUCAGUCAUUACUGAUAAUGGGGAUAACUUGAAUAGUUACUUGAUGAAUGAGAUUUGUGAUCAUUUUAAAAUUAUUCAUCGCAACUCGAUCACAUAUCGUCCACAAGAGAAUGAAGGCAUGAAAGCCUUCAAUAAUAAUAUCAAGAAGAUCUUGAGGAAAAUGAUCGAAAAUGGUAGAUCAUGGCAUGAGCUAUUGCCCUACGCUCUACUAGGGUAUCGUAUAAUAGUUCGAACCUCUACUGGGGUAACUCCUUAUCUAGUCGUUUAUGGGAAUAAAGCUGUGACACCUACCGAGGUUGAAAUGUCUUUCUUAAGGAUUAUUCAAGAAGCCGGAUUAAGUAAUAAAGAAUGGGUUUGCGCUCGCUAUGAACAAUUCAUGUUGAUUGAUGAGAAAAGAAUGGUUGUCGUGUGUCAUGGUCAGUUGUAUCAACACAGGAUGAUCUGUGCCUUCAACAAGAAAGUAAGAGCUAGAACAUUUGAAGUUGGGUAA
Capsicum annuum is the source of this 945-nucleotide messenger RNA. RefSeq lists its product as uncharacterized. Lineage: Eukaryota; Viridiplantae; Streptophyta; Magnoliopsida; Solanales; Solanaceae. Bases 1 to 945 code for a protein of 314 amino acids. Gene Ontology annotation, molecular function: nucleic acid binding. Gene Ontology annotation, biological process: DNA integration. The transcript is spliced from 2 exons. The record is from RefSeq and is a predicted model, not a curated record.